CCUGUGCCCGUUCAGGACGAGCCCCGCGGACUCUGUGAUGAAAUCCAAAAUGCGUAAAUGGGAAAACACGCACUGAGGCGGGAAGCGCAUUAAAGACAGCGGCAGCUCCCACUUCAGUCCCCUGUGGCCCCGCACAUGAGCGAAGUUCAAGGGCGCUCCAACGGUUUCUGACGCCAACAGGUUUGUGCGCUCCGAUCUAAUAGGCAUCAUGUUGGAUAGAUUUGUGCCACAGAGCGCCGGCGUCUCCAGCGCGGACCUCCAGCUCAGACUGGCGGACAACAAGAGCAGCCUGGUCGCAGCAGGGAUGGGGAUGGACAACGGCACCGGGAAGAAACUCAUCGAGAUAACCGGACCGGCUUUGUCCAAAAGAAAACUUCUGGUCAGCUUAGACCUCCUGUGCCUCUUCCUUGCCUCCAUCCCUUUCUUCGCAUGUGAGCUGAAGGCAGUGAGUCCUUACAGAAGGGGCUUUAUAUGCGGGGACCCCAGCAUCACCUAUCCUUAUCUGGACCAAGAGGCCAUUACAGAUGAAUUACUCAUCGCCGGUGGCAUCAUCAUCACCGGCUUCACAAUCGCCCUCGGGGAGUGUUACAGGGUACGCUUCCGAGGUGUCAGCUCCAAGGCCUUCAUCAGGAAUCUGUACGUGUCCUGUCUGUAUAAGGAGCUUGGCUGCUUCCUGUUCGGCUGCUGCGUCGGCCAAUCACUGACCAACAUGGCCAAGCUGAGUGUGGGCCGGCUACGGCCCUACUUCCUGUCUGUGUGUGGGGUCACUUACGCGUCACUCAACUGCACGCUGGGAAGUUACGUUGCAACAGUGAGCUGCCAACAGCCUGACCACCGGUUAGAGGAAGAGGCGAGGAAGUCCUUCUUCUCGGGCCAUGCUUCCUUUGCCAUGUACACGAUGCUCUAUUUAGCAUUUUACCUGCAGGCCCGGCUUACGUGGGGUGGGGCUCGGCUGCUGAGGCCGGCGCUGCAGUUCUUCCUGGUUUUGCUGGCGGUCUACACAGGCCUGACCCGCAUCUCCGACUACCGGCACCACCCGUCCGACGUGCUGACAGGCUACAUACAGGGAGCCCUCACUGCUUACUGGGUGGCCUUCCACAUCUCCUCCAUGUUCAAAAGCUCCGGUUCAGCCCUCUCUCCAACUGAGACCCUGGACACCCCCCUGUCCCCCCACCAUACCGUCUGCUAAACCUGCCCUCCAGCCCCCCCUCCCCAACCUCCACCUGCCGCCUACAGUCUGGCUCGGAGAGACGAGAGAGGUGAAGAAUGUGAGACCAUUUCCUGUGAAGUCCAACCACAUACCUCAGUGCUCAGACAGAGAGAGAAACAGUGAAAGGACAUAUGAGCUGUGAGAAAGGAAGAGGGAAGGAGCUGAAGACCCAAGCGCCUGCUCAGCUGGAGUGUUGCGUAAUCAGCCCGAGUACUCGAUCUUAGAUCCUCGGGAAUGACCUUAACAUGUAAUACUGACCUGUGAGAAGAGACUGAACACACAGCGACCACUACCACUCGAUACGUCACCUGUGUAUAUAUAUUCAGAUUUUGUACAAUUCGAAUGAUACUGUAAAAGCACUUUUUGAUUUCCAUUUGUUAGUAUUAUUCACUACCACUUUGGAAUGAUUUCCUAUGUAGAAUGUAUUUUAUACAAACAUGAACCUGUAUUCUUUUCUUUUUUACAUAAAUCCAUUAAAUAUGGUUGGGUUGUUGAAGAAAACACAAGCGGCAGGAAAGCAUCUUGUUUCCCUCCUGGUUUGUACCACUUAGACGUCACAUAAGUAGUUUACUGAUAAGGGGAUACUUAUGAGAAUGUCUGUAGAAUGUAGUAGAUAUUGAAUGAAGAGAAAAAUUGCAUUUCCUACUAAUUCCUGGUUGGAUAUAAAUUAACAUGUACAGCAUUGUUCUAGGCUUCCUACCGUUUCAAGAGCACACUGAUGAAUAAAGAAUGAGGCGAUUUUCGUAAAUAAAUGACUAUUUUAGUUCA
Messenger RNA from Platichthys flesus (European flounder), 1978 nucleotides. Its product is annotated as phospholipid phosphatase 3-like. Lineage: Eukaryota; Metazoa; Chordata; Actinopteri; Pleuronectiformes; Pleuronectidae. The transcript has 6 exons. Gene Ontology annotation, biological process: signal transduction; phospholipid dephosphorylation; phospholipid metabolic process. Bases 209 to 1189 code for a protein of 326 amino acids. Gene Ontology annotation, molecular function: phosphatidate phosphatase activity. The record is from RefSeq and is a predicted model, not a curated record.